UUGAGGUGAUAGGGCCCCUUCCUCAGCUAUGUCCACCACUUCCUUCUAGCUUGGGGCUAAAGUAGAAGGGAGUGGUGGGCAGAGAAACAGGAAGAGCCAUGACCUUCUUUUGCGCUGGUACACACCAGGUGGUUUAGUUUCCUGGAUUUUGGGAGUUGGGGGCACAGCUGUAGAAAGGUAGGCUCUGUCUCUGUGAAUUGUUCAAUUGCAGUGUGAGAUUGGGGCAGAUUUGUCUAAGAGACCAACAUGAGGAGUUGCCAAAGAUACCCUAUACUAGCCCAAGGCCUCUUGAAGAAUGGCCAUUUCCAUUUCCUGAGACUGGAGAUGUGCCAAGUCCUGUGCUCUACAGAGUUUAGCCACGCCAUUCUACUAAGGAAACUGACGCACAAGAUUGCAGCUGACUUGCUAAGGUCAUAGAGUUACUAAGUGCCUUUCACUUGGCUCAUAUUUACUGAGAGCAAGAAUUCACAUCUACAUGAAUCAGACUGCCCAAGCCAUAGCAGUAGUAGUUGGCUCCCAUGAAGUUUCUUUGUACUGGAGCAUCUUUUAUCUAGCAGCAGGAAGUGACUUAGAGGCCUUAUGAAUACAUCUGCGCUUUCUUGCUUCAGAGUUUACAACUGCAGGCCAACCCAGCCUGGACGCACUUCUUACUAAUGUUACAAGGAAACCGCUACCUCAGCAAACAAAAGAAAGGAGAAGACAUACAAUAACAAAUGCCAUGUUUAAAGAAAACUUGUUUCCAGAAACCGUUACAGAAGAGUUGUAAGUUUUUAGCACUGAGAAGCAGCUUUCCAGGUAAAUGGAGUUGACAGGCAGGCUCUGUCGGGAUUCUGCAGAGGCGUGCUCUUCUUGCUUAAGGACUUCUCGGAAAGUAACCCUUCUGCCUAAAUGCUGUUGACCAGCUGGGUUCCUGUUUGGUAUAUAGAAGAUACACUAUAUUACAUUUUAAAAGUUAAGUUAUUUUUCUGCCAUUGUAAAUUUAAGUAUCGAAAUAUUCUUGCAAAGCAAUUAUAAGUAAACAUUUUCCUUAGCAAGCAUAUCUUCAUUGAGAGUAGGAUGCUGAACAGUUGCACAGCAUUUUGGACACACUUUUAUUUUUUGUCAGAGUUCCUACCUACACUGAAAAUAUUAAUUAUAUAAGCCUGUUAAUUUUUUUUUCACCUUUAUGUUGGAUCACAUGGUCACCUGCCUCAUGGAAAUGCCUUUUUUAAAACUUAGAUUUGCAGAACUCCACUAUUUUUAUACCUAGCUACAGUUUUGGGAAAAAAGGACUCUGAACCCCGACCUGCCAGCGGUCCCUGGGACAGUUCCCCACCCGCAUGUAUUGCUGCAGUGCCCAGGACAGCAAGAUGGACUACAAGCGACGCUUCCUGCUUGGCGGGUCCAAGCAGAAGGUGCAGCAGCACCAGCAGUACCCGAUGCCUGAGCUGGGCCGAGCACUGAGCGCCCCCCUGGCAUCCACGGUCCCUUCUGCCCCCCUGGGCAGUCUGACUGCUGCGGGCAGCUGCCACCAUGCCAUGCCCCACUCCACUCCCAUUGCUGACAUCCAGCAGGGCAUCUCCAAGUACCUGGAUGCCCUCAAUGUCUUCUGCCGUGCUAGUACGUUCCUCACAGAUCUCUUCAGCACCGUGUUCAGGAACUCACACUACUCGAAGGCAGCCAUGCAGCUCAAAGAUGUGCAGGAGCACGUGAUGGAAGCAGCCAGCCGACUGACCUCAGCCAUAAAGCCCGAGAUUGCCAAGAUGCUCAUGGAACUCAGUGCUGGGGCUGCUAACUUCACGGACCAGAAGGAAUUCAGUCUCCAGGAUAUUGAGGUGUUGGGGCGAUGUUUCUUGACAGUGGUGCAAGUCCAUUUCCAGUUUUUGACUCACGCCUUGCAGAAAGUCCAGCCGGUGGCUCACUCUUGCUUUGCCGAGGUAGUUGUGCCAGAAAAAAAGAACAGCGGCAGUCUGUCUGGCGUGGGCCACACACCCGAACUGGAGGAAGCUGUGCGAUCCUGGCGGGGGGCUGCUGAGGCGACAUCUAGAUUAAGAGAGAGGGGCUGUGAUGGGCGCCUGGCAGGAAUCGAAGUCCAACAACUUUUUUGUUCUCAAAGUGCAGCGAUUCCUGAGCACCAGCUAAAGGAGCUAAACAUAAAAAUUGACAGUGCUUUGCAGGCAUAUAAAAUAGCUUUGGAAAGCUUAGGCCACUGUGAAUAUGCCAUGAAAGCUGGCUUCCACCUAAACCCGAAGGCCAUUGAAGCAAGUUUGCAGGGCUGCUGCAGUGAGGCGGAAGCUCAGCAGACAGGGCGAAGGCAGACACCCCCACAGCCCAUGCAGUGUGAGCUUCCCACGGUCCCUGUGCAGAUAGGAUCGCACUUCCUGAAGGGGGUCUCCUUUAAUGAGUCGGCUGCUGACAAUCUGAAGCUUAAGACGCAUACCAUGUUACAGCUCAUCAAGGACGCGGGCUGCUACAAUGGAAUCACACCUAGGGAUGAUCUUCCUGUGACGGAAGUACUGAACCAGGUGUGCCCAUCUACGUGGCGGGGCGCCUGCAAGACUGCGGUGCAGCUGCUGUUUGGCCAGGCAGGGCUGGUGGUUGUUGACACAGCACAGAUUGAAAAUAAAGAAGCCUAUGCACCCCAGAUCAGUCUAGAAGGCUCCAGAAUUGUGGUUCAAGUCCCGUCCACGUGGUGCCUGAAGGAAGAUCCCGCAACCAUGUCCCUGCUGCAGAGAAGUCUGGAUCCUGAGAAGACCCUGGGUUUGGUGGAUGUGCUCUAUACAGCUGUUCUGGACCUAAACCGCUGGAGGGCAGGGAGGGAGCAAGCUUUACCCUGUAUACAGAUCCAGCUGCAAAGGGAGAUCUGUGAUUUCGGGAAUCAGGCGGACCUGCCCUCUGGGAACGGAAGCAAGUCCUCAGGGCUACAGAAGACCUUCUCCAAACUGACAUCGCGCUUCACCAAGAAAGUGUCUUGCACCAGCUCCAGCAGCACACACUAUUCCAAAAAUGUCUUCGCAGCUGGGUGCUCAGAGGAGAAGACCAAAAUGCCAGGCAAUAAUAUUGACACACGGUUACAGAGCAUUUUGAACAUUGGUAACUUCCCUAGGACUACAGACCCUUCACAGUCGUCUCACAGUUCCAGUAAUGCAGUGGUCAAUGGCUUUCUCCUGGAGAGACGUGAGACCUUCCUGCACGGGGACGAUGGCAAGGAUGAGAAGGGCAUGAACCUACCCACCGACCAGGAAAUGCAGGAAGUGAUAGAUUUUCUCUCAGGCUUUAAUAUGGGCCAGUCACAUCAGGGGUCCCCACUGGUGACAAGGCGUAACUCUACUGCCACUGCCAUGGUGACUGAACAGAAGACAGGAACCAUGCAGCCACAGCAGCCAUCACUGCCAUUGGCCCCUCCACUACGGCCACCUCAGGCUGGAGCACACACCCCUCUGGCACCCCAGCAAAGUCUGGCUCCUCAGCAGCAGUCCCCAAAGCAACAGCAGUCCCAGGUCCAGUACUACCAACACCUGCUGCAACCCAUCGGAUGCCAGCAGACUCCACCCCAGCCUCGGGCACCUGGUAAAUGGGGACAUGGCUCGUCUCAGCAGCCAGCACAGCCCAUGGCGGCUGGUCUCUCUCCUCUUGGUCAGUGGCCUGGCAUAUCUGACCUCAGCUCUGACUUGUACAGCCUGGGCUUAGUGAGCAGCUAUAUGGACAAUAUGAUGUCAGAAGUUUUGGGACAGAAGCCACAGGGACCUAGGAAUAACACCUGGCCAAACCGUGACCAAAGUGAUGGAGUCUUUGGAAUGCUGGGAGAGAUUUUGCCUUUUGAUCCUGCAGUGGGCUCAGACCCAGAGUUUGCACGCUAUGUGGCAGGAGUGAGCCAGGCAAUGCAGCAGAAGAGGCAAGCCCAGCAUGGCCGCCGGCCAGGCAACCCCCGGGGCAACUGGCCGCCCAUGGAUGAUGCUCAUCGGACCUGGCCUCUGCCAGAGUUCUUCACAGAAGGGGACAGUCUGCACAGCGGCUGGUCAGGUGCUCAGGGAGACUCGGCCAGCUCCAGUGAUGAGACCUCUUCAGCCAAUGGGGACAGCCUGUUCUCCAUGUUUUCAGGGCCUGACCUUGUGGCUGCUGUCAAACAGAGAAGGAAACACAGCAGUGGAGAGCAGGAGACCAGCACACUGCCCUCACCACCUCUCCUGACCACUGUGGAGGACGUGAACCAGGAUAACAAAACCAAAACGUGGCCACCCAAAGCACCAUGGCAGCACCCUUCGCCGCUGCCCAGCACGCUGCCCAGCCCAGCUGCACCACUCUAUGCAGUCACCAGUCCUGGAAGCCAGUGGAAUGACACCAUGCAGAUGCUGCAGUCUUCUGUGUGGGCUGCAACCAGUGACUGCAACACAACCUCCUUCACCUACGUGCAGACACCACCACAGCCCCCACCUCCACCAGCACAUAAGGCGGCACCCAAGGGCUUCAAGGCCUUCCCUGGGAAGGCUGAGCGCAGGCCAGCCUAUUUGCCCCAGUACUGACCACAGCUAGCCUGCUGCCCAUCAGAGCUGUAGGGGCAGCUGUCCCCAGGGCUGACUAGCAGAUACUAGCCCUCAGAAGGACCAGUGCACCCUGCCCCGGGGACAGAAAUGUUCCUUGGGUUAGAGGUGAUUGGCAGCUCCAAGUCUUUACGACCUGGUUUCUCAAACUUUGAAGGUAGCCCACCCCUGGGAGCCCACUGAAGAUGGAGAUUUCUGACGCUCAGGGGAAUGCUGGCAAUCUGCGUGCUUAUUAAGAAGCACCUCAGGUAACCCUGGUGCGGGUGGCCAGCGGCCACGCUUAGGAAAACACAGU
This is a messenger RNA of Acomys russatus (golden spiny mouse), 4815 nucleotides long. RefSeq names its product granule associated Rac and RHOG effector 1 (gene Garre1). Lineage: Eukaryota; Metazoa; Chordata; Mammalia; Rodentia; Muridae. The record is from RefSeq and is a predicted model, not a curated record. Gene Ontology annotation, molecular function: CCR4-NOT complex binding. The transcript has 14 exons. Gene Ontology annotation, biological process: Rac protein signal transduction. The coding region runs from base 1320 to 4502 and encodes 1060 amino acids.